Messenger RNA from Aureococcus anophagefferens, 7740 nucleotides. RefSeq lists its product as hypothetical. Gene Ontology annotation, cellular component: mitotic spindle. NCBI's taxonomy places the organism in Eukaryota, Pelagophyceae, Pelagomonadales, Pelagomonadaceae. Gene Ontology annotation, biological process: regulation of mitotic cell cycle; mitotic spindle organization. Bases 1 to 7740 code for a protein of 2579 amino acids. Gene Ontology annotation, molecular function: protein binding. The transcript is spliced from 13 exons. The record is from RefSeq and is a predicted model, not a curated record.
AUGGAAAAAGUUAAAUUGAUUCGCUGCCUCGGCGUGACAUCUUGCACGAAUGCUGCUUUCGCCGCAGCUGGUGGGAAGUGCGGCGAAAUCUGCUUUGCAGCUGGAGGGGUGGUAGCUUUUUAUUCAGCGAGACGCGACCGUCAAACCAAAUUUUGUUUUGCGAAUGCGCCUGUGUCGGCGAUAGCAGUCAGUAAUGAUGGGAAAUUUAUCUGCGUGGGCUUGAAAAAAAGAGCAGGAACUCUUGUUGUGUUUGAUGUCUCGACUUGUGCUAGCAUAAGAUGCUUUGAUAGCACGCACGGGAUUGGUGUCAGUGCGAUUGCAUUCAGCCCGGCAGGGGAUAGAAUAGCUUCGGCUGGCUUCGUCGGCGACAAACGACCGCUUGUCGUUACGUGGAAAGAUUCCUCGCGUCCACUUCGAGUGCUUCGCUUAGCUUCCCGGUGUUUGGGACAGCUGAGGUGUGUGGCGUGGACAGAGAAAUAUUUUAUCUCCUGCGGAGAUGAAGGAUUGGUCUUUUGGGAUCCAAUUUCUCUGGACGCGCGGAAGUAUUGUGAGGUGAUAAGCCCUCUGUGUGAUGCCGCACCCCUCGAUAGAUGUGUUCUUGGUGUCUCCGCAACAGGAAAUUUCUUGUUGUUUGAUCCCGAGUGCCCUGUUGCAAGUCGUGUUAUGCCGCUUGGUGGACAAGCACUCGCGAUUUCAUCUACCAGUGACUUUGUCAUAACAGGGUGUGUUGAUGGCUUAGCACGGCUCUUCCGUGCUACUGACCUUGUAUAUGUAGACACACUCCCGCGUCCACCUCCCUUGGGGUUGUUCUCUGCUACGUCGCGAGGAGAUUUGCCUGCCUAUCCCGCAACGCAAUGCAUAAGGAUAGUGCACGAUGGAUCAUCCACCAGGGUGUUUGCUAUUUAUGCCGAUCGUUCGUUUUUAAUCUGGGACAUUGACGACCCUUGCGCUGUAGUGAAGCAUCGUUCCUUUCUUCACCACAUUGGAUCCAUCUGGGACCUCCAAUGCCUUGAAAGCCCGAGCGCAGAUAAAAUAGCUCUGUCUCUUGCCCUGUGUCCGUCAUUCCCAAAUGGUACAUUUAUAAGCUGCGCUGCUGAUCGCACUGUGCGGUUCUGGGACUUGGGAGUAGCUUCAAAAUGUGGCCUUGCAAAAUUGCGACAUAGGACUCGUCGGAAUGUUUUCUCGCGUGAUCUUCUCCAAUCCUUAAUUAUGGGGGAAACGAAAGAGGCUGAUACUUUCCAGCGAUUUAGCUCCGAAGAUAAGGUCAACUGUAAUGAGCGAACAACUGGCGUGCCACGCACGCUUGCCUGGAGAUCUGGCGGACUUCAUGUUGCAAUUGGGGACAGCUCAGGGACAAUAGUGGAGGGCCGUGUAAUUUGUAAUGCAAUGUCCCUCUCCGCGACACACACCAUCAUGGCGCACGGGGCCGAAGUCCUUUGCGUUAAAUAUUCAAAUACCGCGUUACUUGCUUCUGCGGGAAGAGAUGGUCUUGUUCAUAUAUUUGAUGUGACACAAGAGUACGCUUACUUCCAAACACUCGAAAAUCAUGGGGCUGGCGUACCAACUACAGCACUUGCAUUUGGGGUGGAUGGAACUAAGCUUGUUACCAUUGGAGGGAACGCAACGCUGGCCUUCUGUACAAUCGACAGGGAACGAGACCUUCCCAUCAAGAGAUACCGGCGCGUCAGAACGCGACCAGCCCCGUCUCCAGCCUAUGACAUAGCAGUCGAUGCGACCGCAAAAUACGUAAUCUGUGCUGGUGCAGGUACUCGCCUUGAUGUCCGUUCCCUAAUGUCGGGAAAGCGUGUUCGCAGCUACGAAUUAGCAAACCAAGAAUUGCAUUGUUCUGAUGUCUAUCGCCUUUGUGUUGAUGACGCUGGUGUUCACGCAGCAUGCUGUUGUUUUGAUGGUACCGUGCGGCUGUUUGACUUUUACUCUGGCUCGCGUCUUGCGUCAACCAACGCCCAUGGUGACCUCGUAACAUGCAUCAGUUUUUCCAGGGAUAGCACAAAAAUCCUCACCGCCGGCAGUGAUGGCUGUGUGCACGUGUGGGCGCUUGUGCCAGAAUUGGUACGUGUAGCAACCGAGCGUCAAACUGAGCUCACAGCAAUGCGGGGUCAAGGGCACACGAUUGAUGACACAGUGGCUACUGCACCAGCCUGGGCGAGAACGUGCCCACGAAUGGGAGUGCCUCAGAUGUUGAAAAGUCGAGCUAUGUACCUCUUGGGUUCUGGGACAAAUCAAGAUUUCAACCCCGAACUAGUGACACUGAAGCAUCACACUGAAUUUGAAACUAUUGACGAAACUGUUCGAGCGACUGAAGCUAGCUCAGUAUCUUUCCCCGAUGACCUACGUUCAGUAACUCCUUUACAGCAACAAGCUUCAAAACACUGUAGCUCAUCCCCAACUCUUCACCACGAGCGGAGUGUGUUGAAAAGCCGCCAACGUCGCCAAGAAACCACGAUCGCGGUCGAAAACAUGCGUGCAAGACUUGCCGCUAUGGGCAUACUCAAGGUCGGCUUAGUCCAGGAUCCACCACGCUCUAUCAAGGUCGAGGAUAUUCGGGUGGGCCCAUCUCCGCCAGAGGUAUCGAAAACAAAUGCAGCGAGCGUCUGUCUGGAAGCUACAGUCCUCCAACAAAAGACGCUGCAAACGCGUGAGGUGUAUGAUGCCGCUCUCAGGGAAUUAAAUGAAGCCACUGAUAAUGCUUUGCGUCUCUACUCGGAGCUAUCAUCGGUGCCCGUAGAUACGCCAUGCACAUCACGUAAUAUCGGCGCACCACCCGUUGCGGCAGAGCUAAUGACCCUGAUGUUCCAUUCCAUUUUUUUCGAUGUCCGGAGGCGCUUAGCCUCGAGCAGCAACCAGACCGGGGGCUUUUCAAAAGACCCUGCAACCGGAAGGUCACUCUUACCAGUACCGGAGCGCGACUUUGAGCUCCACCUCGAGGACGAGAAAGGCAAAGUUGGUGGAUCUGGCGCAGCUGUGGUCGAGGUGCGUCUUGUCCGUGGCCCCGCCUUCGACGUUGAAUCUGACCCUUCCCUCGGAGUUCUGCGUCUGCCGCUCAGAACCGCGCUCGCGGAGACAUCGACCCUUCGAUGGGAAUCCAGACUCCCACUAGGACAGAAGCAAGAAGAUAACGGUAGCGAGCCAUCGACAUCACUGCUCAUCGAUCGUGGCGCGUCUUCUUACCUUACUCUGAGUCUCUCUGCAACAAAUGCGCUAUUUGAUGCGAUGCUUGGCGGCACAAUACUAGAAUUCUCAGAUUCUGCCAUCCACGCAGCACCGUCAGAGUGGUUUUCAUCCCAAGCUGAAGCUGAGGAACCCGCCCAACUUGCCACCUUUGACCUCGAAAUAAGUCUGCAGCUUGAGCGCGAUGUCAUGGAUAAUGACGUGAUCAUGGGGACAAUUUCAUCCGAUAAUCCUCGAACGACGUCCAGUUCAGUGUUCUGGUCUGCUAUUGUGGACAAAAAUGAAGGAGCUGAGCGACAGGCCAAUGAGUCUACCGAGACCAGUGAAGCACAAAUAGCGAUUGAGCUCGAAACGUAUAAUAUUGCCAUGUUAGCAGCAACGGUCCCGGUUGAAUCUUUUCUCGACGUUCCCGACUCGCGGCUGUCGGCGGCUCUAAAGCUAACCUCCUUUGGCGUGGGCAAGAGCGCUCUGGCCCCAUUACCUCCGCGGACUGACCAACCUCCAAUCGAGGAUGAGGAGGCGCCCGUUCCACGUGCCUCACCCCGCCCCUUGGCCGUGGCUAUUGAAGGAUGUACUGCCAUAAUUUGCGUGCGUAUCAAAGGUCUCCCAAGCAGCUAUGAUACAAUGGGCGCCUGGUCCGGGAUGAAGCCAAGUGAAAAGCUUCAUCAGCAUCUGAGUAUGCUCGACUGUGUGCCGCCAAAGCGGAGUCUCAAGAAGAAGACGCCCCGGAAUGUAGAUGGCGAACUGGAACAGGAGAUUGACGCAACACUCAGCAAGAUCUUGCAAACAUACGAGGUACUUCAGAAAAAGAGAGAAUUCAUCGGCUGCGACAGUGAGCAGCGGCAACGACGGUUGAAGAAGCUCCUCGAUGAGGAUUCAACCUCACAUGGCUUUCGUCUAAAUCUCACACCUAGAAUCCAGCGUGUCGUUCGGAAGCGGUAUCCAGUCCAGCCGGAAAAUGAGAGCAGGGAGCAGGAGCUCAUCGGCGAAGCUUACACUCACCUGAUGGAGGUUACAAACACUCUUCUCACGGUUCGUGGCUGUGACGGCGUGCAUCAAGAUGCAGCAAAGAACCCGCGACUGCCAUCUGCUGAGGAUGUACUCGGCCAGCGGCUCGUGCUUGCGGCAGACGCCGAAGCAAAUGAGCUCUGGUGUGUUGCGGCGGACGAACACAAAGCAAUGCUGUCUGUCGCAACCUUGUCAGCUUCUGACCAAAACAUCAUGGCAGAGACGUGGUUCGAGUACUCGACCUUCUUGCUCCGGGCGCUCGGCGAUGCAAAAGGGCGGCUUUCUUUCUGUGCUGACUGCCUUGACGAAGCGAGACAUGCUCUUGACGAGAGUCUUGCUUUGCAACUGUCAGAUAUUAACCAUAUCAGUGCUUUACGUCUCCGGGGGUGUAUCUUCCUCGAGCAAGGCCGAUUGGUCGAAGCCAGAAACGCGCUCCAAGCAGUUCUUAAAGCACCAUCCACAUCCAAGGGGGCAACACCCUCAGUUGCGUUGGAUGCAGCGCUUCUUUGUAUUGUUCUGGAUGUACAGGAGGACGGCAUUGGGGCACACGACGCUGCAGUGAGAGCAGCAACAGCGGUGGCAGACAAUAUUCCCAAGAUCUACAGGGCCGUCGCUGCUUUUCAGGACGCUGCUGAGUAUCUCCAGCGCUGGUCUCUCGUGAGUACAUCCGCGCGUGCACUUGCAAUUGUUCGUCGAGCCUUGUUGGCUGCGAACGCUAGAGCACAUUUGAGUGCAAAGGGACAUAUUCAGAUGCCGUCGAUUCUUGUUGCCCAGAGGUGUGUCCUCGAUGCUAAAUCUGUCCUGUUUGUCGAGCCAGCACGGGCAGUGGAUCUUGCAUCACUCGCAACCUCAACUGCGCCAAGCGCAAAGGCUUACGAAACAUUAGGUGAUGCACAUUUCAACCAGGGUCGGAUUGAAGAGGCGAUUGAUCCCUACAAGGAGGCAAUUCGAUUGUGCCAUCAACGAUCUCCGGUUGACAUCGUACCCCUCGCACUUCGGAUUAAGCACGCAAAAAGUCUCCUUCAGACACGCCAGUAUGAUGCCGCGCGCGAUGCGUUCAUUGUCGCCGCAAAUGAAUGGCAGACUUCCAGCCUCUGGCUUGGGGCAGGGGCCGCCAGUCUACGCCUUGGACGCAUAAAUGAAGCUGACAACUUUCUUAGACUUGCGACGGUCCGUUCUGCUCGUAACGCGCCACCUCACGCAUGGCUUGCUCUUCUCCAUGCAACUGAGGCCGAUCCCUGCGAUGCUGAAACGCACGCAUCACAAGUCCUCGACCUUGCCAUGACGCUUGGGAUCAAUGAUGCCUCUCUUCUGCGAGAACUUGGAAACGCGUACUUCGCGCUCGAGCGAUAUGCUCUUGCUGAAGCGCUGCUCCGACGUGCCGUUGCUGCGGAACCAAAAAAGGGAGCAAAUGCACACACACGGAGACGACUUGCUGAUGUCCUCGCCGCUCAAGACGCCACAGAAGAUGCCAUAGAUAUGUACAAGAUUGCGCUCGCAACUUCAGAAGAUAGCAAUGAGCGUGAUGAUAUAUCUGCGACCCUCCAGGGACUCCUCGCUGCCGUCGGACGUUCUACUGGCGUCAAGGAAAAUCGCGAAAGAGAAAGUGCAACUCCCUUUGUUUUCAUUGCCGAUGAAGACGCGGGCUUGUUCUCUUCUGGUGUCUACACUUACACCGGCAGGGCAUGUAACUCUUUGCCAUGGCAAGUGGUUGCUCGGCUUGCAGCACGCAAUUCGAAUGGCGCAACACCCGAGCUGAACGCGCUAUCAGAACUUCGGAGUGCCACACUCAGGGAGCUAAAAAGGCGCUGGGAUGAACGCUUUCGCAAUUCAGAAGCUUACCGGGCUCUUCUUCGAGACGCAAUCAAAUCCCGUGACGCAGUCUUGUGCUCACCAGGUAGGGCUGAUGCCCUUGAAGAAGAGUAUGCACCUAGAACGCAUGCUGAAUGUCGACGCUUUGUAGCAACGCUUCGUACAUUCCUAACGAAUUUGUGUCAUCUAAAUCGCCAAGUCAAGGGCCAAACUACUCUAGCACUUCGCGUGUUUCGGUGGUGGAGACGCCUUGCUGGUCGUCUUAAGACUCUAUGUAGCAGCUGCAUCAAUACUGAAAAAUCUUCAUUUCUUGUGUCUCUCAAAGGGCACAACAUGCAGCAACCGAAUUGUCUUAAAUUCAAAGAUGAUGAGGGCUACUUCAUUCAUGCACGGUCUGAGCUACGGGGUGCUGCACAUCGACUGCUUGUGCGCCCUCCGGCUCACGAGCAGCAAUCGAUUAUUGACAACUGUACUCUAGAGAAGAUUUCAGUGCUUCUUAGACGUGAGCGCUCUGCGUUUAAGUUCAGCACUGCAGCUGCCAUGUACGGCGCCCUUUUUAAUGACUGCGCCACGCAGCUGGAAACAUGGCUCAAUAUCCAUGUCUUUACGCCAUUUCAUUCGUCACAGAUUGCCGGCGAACUUGCUGUUGCUGAAGCCCACGACUGCGACAUCAGAACAGGACACUGGCAAACCCAUGACUUGGAAAAAAUAGAGGCGAUCUAUGACGCGGCAAAUAAUUCUCAAAAUAUGCUGCAGAACGGCACGCUUCUCCUGUGGGACUUUGACAGUUCCCUUCGCCGUGGCAUUCAAUCAUUGGGAAUUCAUCCUUUAAUGACUCGAGCUGAAGCAAUAAUUCUUAUUGAAGAUGGGAGAGGAAUCAGGCACGCACUCAAAGGCGACACAGAGCCCGAUAUAGAUGGCGCCCUUGCUUACUGUGGCUCACUUGAAGUUUGUGGUCUGCCUAAGUUAUUUGUCGCUAUUCUAUUGGAUUAUCCUGUCGGAGUUCGGGGUCAUCGUGCUCUUGAGAUUGCGACACGCAUCGCCGCCCUAGGCGAUGCUGUGCAUGCUGUUGCCAGUGGCUCACCAGCUUUGCCGCACUGCAAGAAAUGCCAAAUACAUCCCUCACGCGACACUAGUCACGGCCCGACUACUCUGGUUCUAAGCAGAGGCUACUCCCACAAGUAUAGAGAAGGGCUGUCCAGAUGGAACAUUGUGAUCGAAGUUGACAGAGCACAAAUCAUGGUAGCAACCGGUGUGCUGGCUGUCGAAUCACCACCGCCACCCCCCCUAAAAGCAUCUAGGACUCUAGCUAGGAGCCUCUCCGCAGCUCAAGCUGCUGCGGUGUCCCUCAGGGAUGAUGCUGAUGGCAAGACAAGGUGGCGCAAGUUCCUACAGAUUGAAAAUGAUGACUCUGAGUCUUCAGAUUCAGAGUCCUGCGGUGAUAGCUUCAAAUGCAGUGGUGUGCCGGUCUCUGCUUACACAGUUUUUGCGAAAGGAGUGCGCAGCUUCAUUAAUGAAAUUGUUCUAGUGCCACUUCGACUAUUUGCUUUUUCUCAUGGAACGGCGUCUCGCAAAUUUGCGGUAUUCCAUGUCGGAAACUUCCUUCAGCAGCAUUGCGUAGACAUCGAAUUCUACACGGCAUUUUUCGCCUCGGAUUUCUUCAGGUUUGCACUGGAAAGCAGCAUCUUACGAGACGAAGAACAACUCGAGAAGUUCAGGAAAAAACUUUAG